AUGUCUUCUCCCAUCGUCACCACCACCACACAGGCUGCCGUCUUCAGCAUCGUGUCGAGCGUGUUGGCCCAAGGCAUCACGGCCUACCAGUCCAAUUCUUCCCUAUCGCUCGAUUGGCAUCCCGUCUUCCAGUUUUUCAUCUUUGCUAUCAUUUCCACCCCGCCAAACGUCCUGUGGCAAAUCUUCCUCGAGUCUUCCUUUCCCGGAUACUUUCAAAAAGAGACGCAGAAACAAAAAGAGGACACCGAAAGCACACAAAGCAAGGCGGCCCUGCCAGAGCGCCUCAACUGGCGCAAUACCCUCACCAAGACACUGCUAGACCAGUCCGUCGGGGCCUGUGCCAACACCUUCUUGCUGUGCGCCUUUAUCGCUACCUGGGAGCAGGGACUGCAGUCAGCUACCACAUCCAUUGCCGCCGUCGUCAGUCGAACACGUGCCGACUUUUGGCCCCUCGUCUUUGCCGGCUGGCGCUUUUGGCCGUGGGUCAGCAUCAGCAGCUUCGCACUGGUCCCUGACGUCGCGACACGGAACCUCAUCGGUGGCCUGGCUGGCAUUGUCUGGGGUAUUUACCUCAGCCUGGCAACCGGUCCCUCGGUCAAGGUGGCGACUGAGUAA
Molecule: messenger RNA, 615 nt
Organism: Grosmannia clavigera kw1407
Lineage: Eukaryota; Fungi; Ascomycota; Sordariomycetes; Ophiostomatales; Ophiostomataceae
Product: integral membrane protein mpv17 pmp22 family
Exons: 3
Coding region: 1-615 (204 amino acids)
Cellular component (GO): cytoplasm; membrane
Source: RefSeq, a predicted model, not a curated record